AUGGCGUCUGUGAAGCUUUCGGACAGAAAAGACAAAUGGGAAUGGAGAGGGGGUUGUGAUUCUUGCUUCUCGGUGGCUGCGAUAAAGAGUUUUCUGCGCAGUAAUACCGACUUCAGCAGCAACUAUGCUUUUAAAUGGUCGAAAUGGGUCCCGAAGAAGGUUAAUAUUCUGGUAUGGCGAGCUCAAAUGGGUCGGAUUGCAACGCUGGAUGCUCUUAUCAAACGGAAUUGUUUUAACGGGGAGAAUAGGUGUAUCAUGUGUGGCGAUGGCAGUGAAACGGCGGAACACCUUUUCUGUACCUGUGUGGUGGCUUCGGAGGUGUGGGCUCGAAUUAGUAGAUGGGCUCAUGUUGGGCCGAUUUAUGCCUUCUCGCUGAGUGACUUGCUCGAAGUCCAUGAGUUCUCCGGAUUGGGGAAUAAAGCUAAAGAUAUUCUUAAAGGCGUUAUAAUGAUCGUCUUGUGGUGUAUUUGGAAAGCUAGGAACGGAAGAAGAUUUUCGGAUUCUCACAAAUCGGCGGAUAAAAUUGUGCAGGACGUUAAGUCGCUGGGGUUUUUGUGGUAUAGCAAUAGAUCUAAAUGUAAAGAUGUUUCGUGGGAGAAUUGGGUUUCUUUUUCUUUGAUGUAA
This is a messenger RNA of Helianthus annuus (common sunflower), 624 nucleotides long. RefSeq lists its product as uncharacterized. Lineage: Eukaryota; Viridiplantae; Streptophyta; Magnoliopsida; Asterales; Asteraceae. The coding region runs from base 1 to 624 and encodes 207 amino acids. The transcript has a single exon. The record is from RefSeq and is a predicted model, not a curated record.